Priceomyces carsonii is the source of this 1035-nucleotide messenger RNA. RefSeq lists its product as uncharacterized. Bases 1 to 1035 code for a protein of 344 amino acids. Gene Ontology annotation, cellular component: nucleus. The transcript has a single exon. Lineage: Eukaryota; Fungi; Ascomycota; Pichiomycetes; Serinales; Debaryomycetaceae. The record is from RefSeq and is a predicted model, not a curated record.
AUGAGGCUGUAUAGAUCUAUUCUCAAAUUGAGAGACCCUUUUUUGAGAAGUUUAAAUACUAGGGCCCUCCCUCUCCUCUCUGACCCACUCAAUUUGUCAACAACGAAAAAGAUUAGAGAUACGCACAGUAAGUUCGAGAAACCCGAAAUUCUCUCGUUUGAUGUUUUCGGAACACUUUAUUCACCCAAGAGGUCUGUUGCUCACCUGUACCAUGAGAUUGCCUCUCAAGAGUUUGGAAUAAGCAAAUCGCUAGACUCAAUCGAACAAGAUUUUCCAACGGUUUUUAAUGAAUUGCAAAAUAGGUACCCUAACUAUGGAAAAUAUGAUGAGAACAUCAACAGCUGUGACGAAUGGUGGCUGGAAGUGAUUGUGAAAUUAUUUGAGAUACCACAUUAUCUGAAAGAUAAGAAGUCGGCUGACUUUUGUCAAAGAGUCCUUGAUCAUUUUGCUGAGGGUGAUGCAUAUGCCUUGUACGAUGAUGUGAUUCCAGUGUUGACAGAAUUAACACGAAAUGGAAUCAAGCUCAUCAUUUCUAGUAAUUCGGACCUUAGAAUGAGAAAGGUUGUUAAGAGUUUAGGACUUUCAGAGUUUUUUCUGCCGGAUGACAUCUACUUAUCUUACGAACUUGGUGUGUCGAAACCUGACAAAACGUUUUUCGAUACUGUCAUUGACCAUUGCGCCCUCAGUGGUUCUAUAAGGAAUGUUAGUCUGAAGCCAGAUCUCCUAGAAAAAUGCUGGCAUAUCGGAGAUAGCUAUUCAAAAGACUUUCUUGGUGCAAUCAAAGCGGGAUGGAAUGGUGUUUAUUUAGAUAGAGAAAGGGAAAGUGCACUCUUGUCACCGAACUCCCAAAAAGCAGGCCAAAACCAUAACUAUUCUGGGCAUAUGUCUCAAAAUUCCACUAAGGAUAUUCAAUUGGAUGACUUGGUGCUUUUAUCCAACAACAGGGCCGUUGCUGUAGAUCUUUUCCAGCUACUUACCAUGUUUGAUUUCGAUCCAAGUCAGCCCUCUAAGCCAGGAAACUACAAUGAUAUAUAG